AGCGCUUUAUUAUUUUGGAAGCCGCUGAGAAGACAAACGUGACUGAAUUAAUUUAAAAGUUUUGUAAAGAAAUACUUAUAGAAUUCCUAAACAUGGAUGAUGAUGCGGAAACCUACAAACUUUGGCGCAUUCGCAAGACCGUGAUGCAGCUUAGUCACGACCGGGGCUACCUCGUAACGCAAGAUGAACUGGAUCAAACGUUGGAACAGUUUAAGGAACAAUUUGGUGAUAAACCUAGCGAAAAGCGACCAGCACGCUCUGACCUUAUCGUCCUGGUGGCACACAACGAUGAUCCUACGGAUCAGAUGUUCGUGUUCUUUCCGGAUGAACCGAAGAUUGGAAUCAAAACAAUCAAAACAUACUGUACCCGCAUGCAAGAGGAAAACAUUCACCGGGCCAUCGUAGUGGUACAGGCCGGCAUGACACCGUCGGCAAAGCAAUCUUUAGUGGACAUGGCUCCGAAGUAUAUUUUGGAACAAUUCCUCGAGUCUGAGCUGCUCAUCAACAUUACCGAGCACGAACUUGUGCCGGAGCAUGUGGUUAUGACACCGGAAGAGAAACAGGAACUACUUGCAAGAUACAAACUGAAGGAGAACAUGUUGAUGAGGAUACAGGCUGGCGAUCCGGUGGCACGCUACUUCGGAUUGAAACGUGGACAGGUGGUAAAAAUCAUUCGACCCUCGGAAACUGCUGGACGAUACAUCUCCUACCGGCUUGUGUGUUGAUAAAUCAAGUGUAUCAUUCUAAUAAAACGGGCAACAUUAUGCCAAACCACGAAAACAACG
This is a messenger RNA of Anopheles coustani, 785 nucleotides long. It is a transcript of the gene Rpb5, whose product is annotated as DNA-directed RNA polymerases I, II, and III subunit RPABC1. Lineage: Eukaryota; Metazoa; Arthropoda; Insecta; Diptera; Culicidae. Gene Ontology annotation, biological process: DNA-templated transcription. The transcript has 2 exons. The coding region runs from base 93 to 725 and encodes 210 amino acids. The record is from RefSeq and is a predicted model, not a curated record. Gene Ontology annotation, molecular function: DNA-directed RNA polymerase activity; DNA binding. Gene Ontology annotation, cellular component: RNA polymerase I complex; RNA polymerase III complex; RNA polymerase II, core complex.